Messenger RNA from Magnusiomyces paraingens, 1377 nucleotides. RefSeq lists its product as uncharacterized. The transcript has a single exon. The record is from RefSeq and is a predicted model, not a curated record. Gene Ontology annotation, cellular component: cytoplasm. Gene Ontology annotation, biological process: NAD+ biosynthetic process. Bases 1 to 1377 code for a protein of 458 amino acids. NCBI's taxonomy places the organism in Eukaryota, Fungi, Ascomycota, Dipodascomycetes, Dipodascales, Dipodascaceae. Gene Ontology annotation, molecular function: pyridoxal phosphate binding; kynureninase activity.
AUGGCUUCCGUACCUCUUACCCGCCAGGCCGCUCAGGCUCUGGACUCGCAAUACCCCUCACACGCCCACCUCUUUGCCAUCCCGACCCUCGCAUCCCUCGGCUUGACCAAACCAACUUCAGGAACUCAAGACUCGUCUUCUCCAUCAAUUUAUUUUUGCGGAAACUCGCUUGGUCUUAUGCCUAAAGCUACACGCGCUGCUGUCGAUGCCGAACUCAAUGCCUGGGCUGCACGCGGUGUAGUUGCACAUUUUCGUCGUAAUGACGCGACCGGCGACGGCCUUGAACCCUGGGUCUCCAUCGAUAAACCUCUGGCUCCACUUUUGGCCGCUGUAGUUGGUGCUGAUGGCGAAGAUGAGGUUGCUGCCAUGAAUACCCUUACAGGAAACUUGCAUACCCUGCUUGCGGCUUUUUACAAGCCCACACAAGCCCGCUACAAGAUCCUAUUCGAAGACAAAGCGUUCCCUUCGGACUUGUAUGCGUUUCAAGGACAAGCUGAGAUGCACGGGUUAAAUCCAGAAACAGCGCUUGUUCCGCUCAAGCCCCGAGUUGGCGAGUACACACUGCGCACCGAGGACAUUUUGGCCGCCAUUGACGAGCACAAAGACUCUCUGGCUGCCGUGGUCUUUUCUGGAAUUCAAUUCUACACUGGCCAGUACUUUGACAUGGAAACAAUCACAAGCUACGCUCAUGCUGCGUCGCCGGAUAUUGUUGUGGGAUGGGACCUGGCCCAUGCCGCCGGCAAUGUCGACGUGCGAUUGCACGACUGGGGUGUCGACUUUGCAUGCUUUUGCUCAUACAAGUACUUGAAUUCCGGCCCUGGUGGUAUCGGUGGUAUUUUUGUUCAUCGCAAACAUGCCAAAGAUAAGCGAGCACGUCAGGCAGGCUGGUGGGGUAACAACGAGUCCACUCGUUUUGCUAUGCUUCCAGAUUUUGAUGCUAUUCCUGGCGCUCAAGGUUUCCGCAUGUCUAACCCUUCGGUAUUGAACACUGUUUGUCUUUACGAGUCGCUCAAACUCUUUGAAAAGGCUGGUGGUAUUGGUGUCCUGCGUGCUCGCAGCAUUAGCAUGACUACAUUUCUAUACAGACUAUUAGCCGAGUCCAAGUUUUAUGUUCCGGUGACUGAGUUUGACGAAGAUAAGAAGCCUUCUUUUACCAUCAUUACGCCUGAAGAUCCUGUGCAACGUGGUGCUCAAUUGUCACUGCUUUUUUCGCGUGAUACUAUGGAGCAUGUGUUUGAGGAGCUUGAUGCCCGUGGUAUCAUUGGUGACGAGCGCCGGCCCAGUGUCAUUCGUCUGGCGCCCAACCAUUUCUACAACACUCAUGAAGAAGUCUACCAGGUGGUCAAAGCUUUGAACGAAAUUAUGAGUGGCUUGUGA